GUCAGUACCGCCGCCAGCCCGGCCGUCCACCCGCGGUCCAAAGCCGGGCUACCGCCAUCUCUGCGUUCGCCAUGAGUCCUAGGGCGCCAGGGCCGCUGUGGCCACUGCCCUGGGGUGCCCUGGCUUGGGCCCUGGGCUUCGUGGGCUCCAUGGGCUCGGGGGAACCCGCGCCCGGUGGAGUGUGUUGGCUCCAGCAGGGGCGUGAGGCCACCUGCAGCCUGGUGCUGAAGACCGAAGUCAGCCAGGCCGAGUGCUGUGCCUCCGGCAACAUCGACACCGCCUGGUCCAACUUCACCCACCCAGGGAACAAGAUCAGCCUCCUGGGCUUCUUGGGGCUCGUCCACUGCCUUCCCUGCAAAGAUUCGUGCGAAGGCGUGAAGUGCGGCCCCGGCAAGGCGUGCCGCAUGGUGGGGGGCCGCCCACGCUGCGAGUGCGCGCCCGACUGCACCGGACUCCCGGCAAGCCUGCAGGUCUGCGGCUCGGACGGCGCCACCUACCGAGACGAGUGCGAGCUGCGCGCGGCGCGCUGCCGCGGACACCCGGACCUGCGCGUCAUGUACCGGGGUCGCUGCCGCAAGUCGUGCGCGCACGUUGUCUGCUUGCGGCCGCAGUCGUGCGUGGUGGACCAGACGGGCAGCGCGCACUGCGUGGUGUGUCGCGCGGCGCCCUGUCCCGUGCCCUCCAGCCCCGGCCAGGAGCUCUGCGGCAAUAACAACGUCACCUAUAUGUCCUCGUGCCACCUGCGCCAGGCCACCUGCUUCCUGGGCCGGUCCAUCGGCGUGCGCCACCCGGGCAGCUGCGCAGGCACCCCGGAACCAGUAGCCGCAGAGUCGGAGGAGGAGGAGGAGAACUUCGUGUGAUGGCGCGUGGCCGGCCUGGACCUGGCGUUCCAGGCCUCCCCGUUUUAUUUAUUGCCUCAGCAGAGUCUAAUUUAUGUCCACAGACACUCCUCAGAGCUUGGUUCCUUUGGUGCCUCAUGGAGAUCUAUUAGAAUGGAGGAGGAGGCCUGCGAGCAGGGUUGGUGGGUGGGGCCCCCAGACACCCUACUAUCCCGGAGGACCCAGGUGUCUGCUCCCUCAGGGAUAACUGUUAUUUAUCCUGUCAGCGGAGGACUGAGGGUUUCCCUCCCAGUAAGUAAUGACGUCUUCCUGAGCAGGAGCCUUGGGCCAGGGAUGAGGAGGGCCAGAGCCUGGGAACAUACUAAGACCCCAAGGAAGCAACCACUGCCCCCUACCAGCCCAGGAACUCUGGGGGUUUUCUUUUCCCCUUUCCCUGUUAAGAACUGACCCCUGAGGACCAGCUUGUUCCCCCCAAAGAGGGGGUUGCUAUCUGUACCUUCUAACUCAGCCUCGGAAGUGCAGUGCCGGUAUCUGCCCAGAAUCGGCACUAUGCCCAGGGUUGUCCUGUCUGAAACAGGAAGAGCCUGGUACAAAGACAGGACUUGGGGACACGGACAUUGGGCCCCUUUAUCCCAUGACAAGUCCAGUUUUCGUGGGACCAUGUGGGGCCCAUCAGCCCUGCUCACCCACUGGCCGGGGAUGGAAUGUCGACGCCAAGGCCUACUGCCUACCUGGCAUAGGGAACUGUGUAUGAGUGGCACACAGAUGCCUGCUGCCCUGCCCGCAGGGGAGCUCCAGACACGGGACCCCUGGGUCCCAUGCAGCUUGACCUACACCCCGCCCCCAGCUCCUCACCCACCAGCAAUGCUCGGGGUGUCCACACCCACCUCGGCCGGCCCCCC
Condylura cristata (star-nosed mole) is the source of this 1741-nucleotide messenger RNA. It is a transcript of the gene FSTL3, whose product is annotated as follistatin-like 3 (secreted glycoprotein). The record is from RefSeq and is a predicted model, not a curated record. The transcript has 5 exons. Gene Ontology annotation, molecular function: protein binding; activin binding. Gene Ontology annotation, biological process: cell differentiation; multicellular organism development; negative regulation of activin receptor signaling pathway. NCBI's taxonomy places the organism in Eukaryota, Metazoa, Chordata, Mammalia, Eulipotyphla, Talpidae. The coding region runs from base 72 to 860 and encodes 262 amino acids.